GGCGAUGAAAAAAGCCUCCUGGGGGGGCCUCUUGGGGGGGCGGCUGGAGAUGCCCUAAGCGUGAGGAGUUUGCUCAAGCUAGCUGGGAGAGAAAUUAAGGGAAGCAAGCAUACUCUAGCAAGAGCUGGUGCCUAGCUAGCUAGUAGAACUUGGGCGUCAUGGAUCAGCUUGACGAGCAGUCGUUCCUGGACGAGCUUAUGUCGCUGCGCCGGGACGAAGCGCCGGUGCCGGCUCCGGCUCCGUGGCAGGCGUACCCGGCCAGUGGCAUGAUGACGACGAGCGACCUCCUAUUCUACGGCGGCGAGGGCGCUGCCGAGGCGAGCAGCGGCAUGGACUUGGCCGGGCCCUUUCAGCAGCCCAUGGCGCCACCGCCGGCCGCGCCACCGCACCGGCCGCAUGAGGAGUUCAACUUUGACUGCCUCAGCGAAGUGUGCAACCCUUAUAGGAGCUGCGCCGGCGGCGGCGUCCCAGGGCCUGGCGUCGUCAACGCGGCCGGCCAGGCGUAUGCCCUCCACGACGCCAUGGCGGAGGAUCACCCGAGCUGCGGCAACCUGGAUCACGGUGGUGGGUCGUCGUCGUCCCCGGUGCCGUUCGUGUUCGGAGCAGGAGGCGCCGGGGAGACGUCGGAGAUGACCAGGGGCGUCUUCUCCGGCGGCCACCCUAGAAGCAAGCUCAACCGCGGCACUAGGUCCAAGAACCUCAUGGCGGAAAGGCGGCGCCGGAAGCGUCUCAACGACCGCCUCUCCAUGCUCCGCUCCAUCGUGCCCAAGAUCAGCAAGAUGGAUAGGACCUCGAUCCUUGGGGACACCAUAGACUACGUGAAUGAACUAACCGAGCGGAUCAAAGAGAUCGGCGCCACGCCGGAGGAGCUGAACCUGCUGAACACCAGGAAGAAUUUCUCCAGCGGUAGCAGCGAGGAGAUGGCGAUGAGGAAUUCCACAAAGUUUGUCAUCGAGAAGCAGGGCGAUGGCGAAAUGAGGAUCGACAUGUGCUGCGCCACAAGCCCUGGUGUGCUUAUCUCGACGGUGAGCGCGCUGGAGGUGCUGGGGUUGGAGAUUGAGCAGUGCGUUGUCAGCUGUUUCGGUGACUUCGCCAUGCAAGCAUCCUGCUCACAAGAGGAAGGGAGGAGCCGAGUGACAAGCACCGACGAGAUCAAGCAGGCAUUGUUCACAAGUGUAGGCUAUGGAGGAAGGUGUCUCUAGAUCGAUGGAGCACUCCAAUUCAUCAAUCAUGUAGCAGAACAAGCUGCUUGUAAUUUGGUAAUUAGUCAUCCUUGAGAUUUGUGUUUGCAUAUAUUUGCUUGAUUUGUUUUGAAAUAUAUCUGCAUGAAUCAAGCAUAUGUAGUGUUUAUGUUAGAUUUUUGAAUAGUAGUACUAUCUAAAGUUCAAAUGUUUGUGACAAGAUUGUAAUAGUUGGGUGUGUGUCCGUGAGUGUAAUGCAUGCAUGUAUGUAUCAAUGUGGAGUGGUGUAUUGGGAUUUGGCCGACAUGA
This is a messenger RNA of Triticum dicoccoides, 1490 nucleotides long. RefSeq names its product transcription factor bHLH61-like. Bases 159 to 1202 code for a protein of 347 amino acids. The transcript is spliced from 4 exons. Gene Ontology annotation, molecular function: sequence-specific DNA binding; DNA-binding transcription factor activity; protein dimerization activity. Gene Ontology annotation, cellular component: nucleus. Gene Ontology annotation, biological process: regulation of DNA-templated transcription. The record is from RefSeq and is a predicted model, not a curated record. Lineage: Eukaryota; Viridiplantae; Streptophyta; Magnoliopsida; Poales; Poaceae.